AGAGUGAGAAAGUCACAUGACCUGCAGCUCAUUCCAGAGCUGGGGAUAGAAGGCACGCUCUCAUUUAUUAUUACACCACUGCCGCAUAGCUGACGAUCCAGGAGCUCUGAAAAGCUUGCUUGGAUAUCGUGCACACACACACAAAAAGGACUUCAUACGUUGCGAUGCCAGAAGAAACAGUGAUUCAGCAGCAGGCUGUGCAAAGCCCGACGGCACAGCAGAAAACGGGGCGAGGCCCCGUCCCCUGCCAGAACUGCGGGAAGCCUUGCAAAGGGGAGGCCCUGCGAGUCCAAAAUAAACACUUCCACAUCAAGUGCUUCGUUUGUAAAGUAUGCGGAUGCGAACUGGCCAAUGGGGGCUUCUUCCUGCGACAGGGCGAGUACAUGUGCACGCUGGACUACCAGCGGCUGUACGGGACGCGCUGCUUCAGCUGCCAGGACUUCAUCGAAGGAGAGGUGGUGUCCGCCCUUGGCAAGACCUACCACCCGCGAUGCUUUGUUUGCGCCGCUUGCAAGCAGCCAUUUCCGGCUGGUGACCGUGUGACUUUUAACGGGAAGGAGUGCGUCUGCCAAAACUGUACCCAGCCGCUUCCUGCGAACAGCCCUGCACCCAUCCAGGCUGUCCACAACUGCUGCGGCUGCGGGAAAGAGUUUAAAAACGAACAGUCCCUGGUAGCCCUGGACAAGCACUGGCAUCUGGGCUGCUUCAAGUGCAAAGUGUGCAACAAGGUCCUCAAUGCCGAGUACAUUAGCAAGGACGGGAUCCCCUUUUGCGAGAUGGACUAUCACGCCAUGUUCGGCAUCCAGUGCGAGAGCUGCAAGAAGUAUAUUACCGGAAAAGUCCUAGAGGCCGGGGAGAAGCACUAUCACCCGUCAUGUGCCCGCUGUGCCCGUUGUGAGCAGACGUUUGCAGAAGGAGAAGAGAUGUACCUCCAAGGAUCUUCAAUCUGGCAUCCCCCGUGUAGACAAGCAGCCAAGCAGGAAGAGAAGACUAAGGUGACUCGUACUUCAUCCGAGAGCAUCACAUCCGUCCCGGCGUCCAGUGCCUCAGGCUCUCCCAACAGAGUCAUUUUUGCCAAACUUGGAGAAGAGCUGCUGGACUACAAGGACCUGGCAGCGCUUCCGAAAACCAAAGCCAUCUACAACAUAGACCGACCAGACAUGCUCUCGUACUCGCCCUAUGUCAGCUACACGUCUGAAGAGAGGCACUACAGCGAGGGUGAUGGGGAGAAGUCACCGAGUCAUCAUAGGCCCUCCAGUCCCAGUUCCAACAGCUCUUUGGGGGGUUACGGACGUUACACUCCGUCCCGGUCCCCUCAGAACAACAGCCGACCCGGACCUGAAGUAGAGUGCCCGGGUACACCCGGGCUUUUCUCGGGUGGCGUCAAGCUCACCUCCAGCUUGGCCGGGGCUUCCCCUUCCCUCCCCGUGCGCCAUUCGCAGGGGACUGAAGGGUGUAGCGCUGCUGCUAGCACCACCUUGUGGCCUGGAGGUCGAGGUGUGUCAUUACACCUGAACCCCACCACGUUGUCCAUGCUGCAGCAGCACAACUUCAUCCCUUACUUCCGAGGUAGUGAAAGUGGGCGGAGUACCCCCAGCCUAUCCGCCUACUCUGACUGCAAAUCCCCAUCGUCCGCAUCAACGUACGUGGCUGCCCCUCGCCAUUUCCACAUACCAGAGACUGAGGUCAAAGAUAAUAUCUAUAGAAAACCCCCCAUCUACAAACAGCAUGCUUCUAGAACAUCCUGGCAGGAUGGCGAUGAUGGCAAGAGGAGUAAUUGGAUGAUCAUGAAGAGCGACAUUGAUGGACACAUGGGUCCAGAAGACCACAACCCGUCUAAGUCAACCUGCAGUUUGCCAAUGAAUACCUCUGGGCCAAAUUUCCCUCAUUAUAAAUCUGCAUCCUUACCUGGUUACGGAAGGAACGGCAUCUACAAGGCUGCUGAGAUGGUUGAGCAUGAAGUGGAUCCUGACUCCCAAAGCUGGGGAGGCAUGAGAGAGUACAAGGUGUAUCCUUAUGAAAUGCUGGCGGUGACACAUCGAGUGAAAGUGAAGCUUCCCCGAGACAUCGAUCGCACCCGACUGGAGAGACAUCUGUCGCCCGAAGACUUCCAGAAGGUGUUUGGAAUGACUCUGGAUCAAUUUGAGCGUCUGGCACUUUGGAAAAGAAACGACUUGAAGAAGAGGGCUCGUCUUUUUUAGCAUUUGCCGCCCCCCGCCCCCCUCGCUCCAAAGCUUUGUGUGUGCAAUACGAUGGCAAUGUUGGACUGGCGAGCUUCCAGAUGAGCUGCAGUCAUGUUUGCAUGCCCGUGCUUGUAGCGCCGCUCGCACUCAAACAUCUGCUCUCAGCUCCUUUCCACGCUCAAGUUUUCUCACCUUCAUUUAGCUUGAAAAUUCAGAAAAUCCUCUAAUUCACGUUUAAAGUUUCCUAUUUUUCUGCAUCCAAACUUGCAUUCUCUUCCAAUUAAUUCCCGUGGAAUUGCAAUCUUUUUUCUUUUCUUUUUCACAUUUAUGCUUGUCAAAUUACGCUUUCUUCUUUGUCAUAUCAUAACCCCCACCCUCAACAAUACCUUUUUUUAUCGGGAUAUUACAACUUUGUUCUUUUUCUGCGUAAAACUGGAAAUUCUUGAGAAUAUGAUCUUCUCAAAAUGCUAAGGGCAAAGGUUGCAAUGUUACGAGAAAAUGUUGUCAUAUUAUGACUUCUUUUUAUUGUGACUAUUUUAUUUUUAAUAUUAUGACAAAAGACAUUUUGUAAUACUGUAUUUAUUUUAUUUUGACGACUUUAUUCUUAUGACUAAAUUGCAAAAUGAUGACUUUUUGGUAAUCUCGCUUUAUGUCUUGCAUUUUGAUGACUUUAUUCUUGUUAUUUUAGAAUUUUAUUGACAUACAUUUAUGACUCUUUCUUCUAACAUUGGGCUUGCAAACUCUUGAAAAUACGAUUGUUGUUGUAAUAUUACAACUUUUUCUCUUGUAUUACGAUGACCUAAUUAAUUUGACUUGACUUGCAAAACGUUACAACUUUUUCGCGUCGGUUACGAUUUUAUUCUCAAAACAUUCUGACUUUUCAUCUUCUGUUAAAUCAAAGUUACGACAUCUUCAGAUAUCUCACAAUUUUCUUCUCAUAACAUCAUGACUUCUUAUAUUCCGACUUUAUACUUAUGUCCAUGUAAUAGUCGGGUUUUAGUCUCAUAAUAUAACAACAUUUUCUCAUAUUACUACGACUUCACUCGUAAUAUUACAACUUUAUUAUUUUAGGUUUGUAGCUUUUUCAGGUAAUAUUGAAAUUUUUAUCAUCGCUUCCCAUUCAUUUUUGUGGUUUGCUGCUAAAUUCUCGUAAGAACAUCAGAUGAUUUUUUUCGUGUUUUUGCACACACCUCUUGGUUGUUUGGAUUCAGACACACUGUACCAUCUUUUCUUUCUAUUGUUGAUCCCGCACUGAGCGAUUGUCAAAGCAAUGAUUCCAAAAUGAAUCCAAAGCGAUAGCGUAGCAUGUAAGAUUGUUUCAGCAUUAUUUAUUCAUCCUGCUUUGUUUGUUGCUUGAAGGCAUCAUGGCAUACUGCAAAACUAAAACUCACAACAAUACUGCAAGAUGUACUGUAUGUAAGCGUCUACUACUGACUACAUAUACAAUAUAGGAUAUAUUUAUACAAGUCAUUGCAUGAUAAUGAUACUUUUCUGCUGAAACGAUUAAGUCAAAUGAAGGAUCAGCUGCUCGCCAUAACUUAUUUAUAGUAUUGUGAUAUGAAGGAAGGGAUUUUAUUUUUAUUUGUUUUGAAGUUAUAUACAUGCAUAUUGAGUUUAUUUUGCGUCUUGUAUGUAAAACACUAACUGUUUCCUGUUUCUAAUGUUCCUCUGCCAUUAAAGUGCUUUAACCAACCGCA
Messenger RNA from Syngnathus acus (greater pipefish), 3880 nucleotides. It is a transcript of the gene ablim2, whose product is annotated as actin binding LIM protein family, member 2. The transcript has 21 exons. Gene Ontology annotation, biological process: lamellipodium assembly; cytoskeleton organization. The coding region runs from base 165 to 2201 and encodes 678 amino acids. NCBI's taxonomy places the organism in Eukaryota, Metazoa, Chordata, Actinopteri, Syngnathiformes, Syngnathidae. Gene Ontology annotation, cellular component: actin cytoskeleton. The record is from RefSeq and is a predicted model, not a curated record. Gene Ontology annotation, molecular function: actin filament binding.